Molecule: messenger RNA, 3392 nt
Organism: Ectocarpus siliculosus
Lineage: Eukaryota; Phaeophyceae; Ectocarpales; Ectocarpaceae
Source: the annotation of a GenBank genome assembly
AUGGAGGGACGACAAAGCCUCCUCGGUGCCAUCGACUACUGGGCCGAAACAACUCCCUCGAAAACCGCGCUCACGUUCUUGGAUGAUGCAGGGGCGGAGGUUGAUGCCCUCACUUACUCCGCUGUCCUCCGGCGCUCCAAUGCACUCGCAUCGCACCUCCUGGACAAGCUGGGCCUUGUCAAGGGCUCUACUUGUCUCCUCGUUUAUCCGCCGUGCCUCGACUUCACCGUGGCCUACCUCGCCUGCCUCCGCGCUGGAGUGAUAGCCGUGCCGUGCUAUCCGCCUGACCCGAGGCGCCUCAAGAAAGAUCUCCACAUGUUCAAGGCGAUCCAGGGUUCGAGCGGAGCGACCGUGGCGCUGACGAACCGUAGCUACAACUACGCCAAGAAGAUGGCCGACAUCAAAGGCAUGUUCUCGGGUGGGGCUUCUUGGCCGGAGCUGAAUUGGGUGGUGACGGACUCUCUAGCGUCGGCGACGGCCGCUGACGAGGACACGGGGAGAUUCUCCAUACCCGUUCCUACGGACGUGGCGUUCGUACAGUACACCUCGGGUUCGACGAGCGAGCCUAAAGGCGUCAUGAUCACCCAUUCCAACCUCGCGGACAACCUGAAGCUCAUCCUUGCGGGUCUGAGCGCCGUGGAUGACACCGUCGUUGUGGCGUGGCUCCCGCAGUAUCACGACAUGGGACUGAUCGGGUCGGUUCUCGCCCUCCUGUUCUCUGGAGGGUCGGGGUUCUACAUGUCUCCGGUGUCUUUCAUCAAGCGUCCAGCUCUGUGGGUGGAGCUGAUCUCUCGCCACCGGGGGACUCACAUGCAGGCACCGAACUUCGCCUACGGCCUGACGGCUCGCAAGUUUCUGGCGCUGGACCCGCAGCCGCAGCUAGACCUAUCUUGCGUCCGGCACAUGAUCAACGCCGCGGAGCCCGUGGACACUGCUUCUAUCGACCGGUUCUACUCUGUGUUCGAGGCUCACGGGCUCAAGAGGGGUGUGAUCUUCCCCACGUACGGCCUGGCCGAGCACACGGUGUACGUCUGCUCGAAUGGCAAGGACAGGCUUGUGGUGGACAGGGUCAUGCUCGAGACCGAACGAAAGAUUCGACCGGUGGAGAACAAGCUGGAGUUGUGGGCCUAUGGUAUGGAUGGUGCGGGCACGGUCGGGGGGAAAGACGACGGAGUGCUGACGACGGUCGUCGUGGGCUGCGGCCGUCCGAAAGAUUGCGCCGGGGUGGACCUCCGCAUCGUCGACACCGAGACUCUCUCCGCUCUGCCUGAAGGAAACGUCGGCGAGAUCUGGGUGACGAGCAAGUCCAGGGCUGCCGGGUACUGGUCUCAGCCGGAGAAGACCGCCGAGGCCUUCGGGGGUCGUCUCGCCAACGAUGGAGACGGACCCGCGCCUGUAGCCGAAGGGACCGUUGGACACGGCGCCCCUGCCGACGGGUAUCUCAAGACCGGCGACCUCGGCUUCCUGUGGGAGGGCGAGCUGUACAUCUGCGGGCGUAUCAAAGACCUGAUCAUCGUUCGGGGCCGCAACCAUUACCCCCAGGACUUGGAGAGGACGGCCGAGGGGGCUGUGGCGGGGUCGCUCCGUGGAGGGUGCAGUGCGGCGUUCGGCCUCGCGGGCGCCGAUGGGGGUGAGAGCUUGGCGAUAGUGGCCGAGGUGCAACAGGCGGGGGCAGGGUUCGACGGCCAGGCUCUGGCGGCAGAGAUUCGAAAGGUGGUGGCCGCCGAGCACGGGGCGUCGCUGGCGAUGGUGCGGCUGCUACGACCGAGGACCAUCCCCAAGACGACCUCUGGCAAGAUUUCCCGGACCAUGUGCAAGAAGGCCCACGUGUCCGGCGCCCUCGACGGCGACACGGUCUUCCUUUGGGGCGACGACCGGAUGGCCAGCCACCUCUCCUCGGCGCCCGGCGCGGCCAAGGAGCAGGCGGCCGUCGCUGAGAUGGACGCGCAGGCGGAGAGGGACGAGACUGGGGGCGGCGGCUCCAACGCUGCGAGCGCGGAGGAGUCCAAGUCGUCGGGCGGCGGGAAGGGGUGCCCGGCCGACAUGACGAUCGCCGACAUCCUGAAGGGGGUGCAGUCCGAGGUCGCCAAGAUUCUCAAGGCCGAUGGUUCGGCCAUUCCCAUGGACGCGCCGCUGGCCACGCUUGGAUUAGACAGCAUGGAGGCCAUGCAGCUCAUGUCUCUGCUGGAAGAGAGAUUCUCGGUGACAAUCCCAGAUGAGGUGAUGUUCGAGCCGGACACGACGCUCAUGACGCUGGCUCCCAUCAUCAAGGCCGGCGGAGUCGUCCCGGAAAGAGCGAAGGCCAUCGACUGCGGCUUGCUGGCUGCAAUGGAGGCCAAGGAGGGCCCUCCCAAGGGUUACAUGGCGGAGGAGACGGUGCAGAAGAUGCAGGCCCGCCGGCUGACUGAGUGCUCCUUCAAGACCCAGCUGGGGACGGGCAAGUUCAAGGAGGGCUGUCUCUCGGAACAGGCGGAGAUGAGCACAGCGGAUGUGGUGCUGGUCAGGUCUUUCUUUUGCCUGUACGCGGCAGUGGACGUGUUGACGCCCCUUUUCCUGGCGGGGUUGUUUCUGCUGUCGCUGGCGCCGCUCGCCGCGCUGCUAGAGGAAUCGCAGUCACAGGCAGCGGUUCCGGUGCUCUCCUCGGUGGCGAAGCGCUUGUUCGUCCUGUACGUCCUCUGUGUCAAGGGGACGGCCUUGGCGAAGAGCUAUUGCAGCCGAUUCCCGCCUGCCGGAAAGGCACUCGCGUCUCCGGGCGUGCGUGAUGAAGUUACCUUGGGGUGCGCGUGGUGGUCGGAGGGCAAGCAAGAGCCCGGCGUGACUUACAUCUACGCCGGCGUCGGCCCCGCGGAGCAGCUGCUGCUGUCCUCGGCGGCGCCAAGUGCCCUCUCCCGACCCAUUCGGCCGACGACUACGGCGGUGACUUGCCCGUCCCUCGCGCAUACGGCCCUCCUCUCCCUCCUGGGCUCCGCCUCGGUCGAAAAGACCCACGACUGGGCCGCUGUCGAUUGCGCUGCCGAGGCGGGCGAGAGUGCCUGCACCAGCGGCGGCGAGACGGAGUUGGCGCUUGCACCGGCUGUGUCCACGGCCAUGAAAAGAGGCGCUCAGAUUGUUCCUUGCACCGUUCUUGGCGGCAGCGGUGUAGAUGGGCGAUUCGCGCUGGCCAAGACGGCCGCCGCGUGGGGCCUUUGGAAGAGACCUGGGGGAGUUGUCGUGGUCUGCGCACGGCCGGUGGCGGUGCCGUCAACCGAGGACUCGGCCUCGAUGCUCAAGUAUGCGGAGACGGUGCAGGCGGCGGCCGCCAGGGUGCGCUCGGAGCACUGCGACGCUUUCUUGUCUGGCUGAACUACCGUCUGUUGUUGCUUGUCCAAUCGCAUUUACGGGUUUUGUAGCUU